Messenger RNA from Eremothecium gossypii ATCC 10895, 1068 nucleotides. Its product is annotated as regucalcin. The coding region runs from base 1 to 1068 and encodes 355 amino acids. NCBI's taxonomy places the organism in Eukaryota, Fungi, Ascomycota, Saccharomycetes, Saccharomycetales, Saccharomycetaceae. The record is from RefSeq and is marked provisional. The transcript has a single exon. Gene Ontology annotation, molecular function: gluconolactonase activity; calcium ion binding. Gene Ontology annotation, biological process: L-ascorbic acid biosynthetic process.
AUGCUUCAGAUGAUUACUCCCUCUCCAACUGGAACAAUGUCAACUAUGGCACCAGCAGUCACAGAGUACUUCCGCGAUCCGAAUGCUAUGCUCUCAGAGGGCGUCACAUACAGCAUGGAGACCCGGGAGCUCUAUUGGGUAGACAUCUAUCACGCUCGGAUCCAUCGAGUGCUAGAUGUCGAUAACCCCGAGCAGAGCCACAGUACGUAUGAUAUCAACCCCGCGACAUACGGUGCUGCUUCUGCGUAUCCAGGCAGCGCAGACACCGCAGAGCGGGUCGGAUGUGUGUUCCCUGGCCUCGGCAAAGGCGGUAGGCUGCUCUUCGCUGCAAAGCGCGGCAUUGCCGAGUUGGAUUUGGAUAGUGGCUCCUGGAGGUACCUCUACCUGUACUCCGAGUCCGGGCUGAACAAAGCCUGGGAUCGGCUGCGCUCCAACGAUGGCAGCAUUGCUCCUAACGGGGCUGAAAUAUAUGUCGGACUCAUGGCUGACUUUAGCGUCGGCGGGCCAGACACGUCCAAUGCGCCCGAGGGCUGUGUGCUGCGGAUCCACCUCGAAGGAUGGCGGUGCCAGAUGGUUCUAGACGGGAUCCAUAUCCCGAACGCUAUCAAUUGGAGUGCAGAUGGCUCGCAAUUCUAUCUGACUGACUCGCUAGCAUUUACCAUAUGGGCGUGCCCGGUAGUGGACGGUAGCCCACAACUCCUCAAGAGAACCCCAUUCUACUGUACCAAAAAUACUGGCAAUGACUCACACACUUCGCCGGAACCGGAUGGUGGAUUUGUGGACUGCUUUACUGGGCACACUUUCGUGGCCGUGUGGUCCACUGGCAAAGUCCAAGAACUCGACAACGCAGGCAGACUAGUCGCUGCAUAUACACUACCGACGCCACGAGUCAGCAGCUGUUGUGCGGGCCCCGCAGGCGAACUGCUCGUGUCCACGGCGCACGCAGGCGAUUUCAAGACUGGCGCACACUCUGACGGCGUCGGAGGCAGCAUUUUCAGAGUGGUAAUCCCGGGCCGCCGCGUAGCCCAAGCCGCAUCCCCGCGUCUUGCGGAAGCAUCCUUUAAAUAA